UCAUGCUGCUGCCAGGUCCAGAGUCUCUCAUGGGUCCCUGUACGGCCUCCCAUUGCUGCUGUCUCCAUCGCCACACUCUGCCAUGUGCCACUUUCAGGUCUCCUCACACUGCUGGUGUGUGUCCAUUUUUUGUCAUAGGGUGCUGGCAGAUUACGGGCCUCCCAUAGCUGCUGCCAGGCCCCUAAUCUGCCAUGGGCCCCUAUACCGCCUCCUCAUGCUGCUGCCAAGUCCAGAGUCUCUCAUGGGUCCCUGUACGGCCUCCCAUUGCUGCUGUCUCCAUCGCCACACUCUGCCAUGUGCCACUUUCAGGUCUCCUCACACUGCUGCAGUGUUGAAUUUUUUG
Molecule: messenger RNA, 343 nt
Organism: Staurois parvus
Lineage: Eukaryota; Metazoa; Chordata; Amphibia; Anura; Ranidae
Source: the annotation of a GenBank genome assembly